UGCUAAAGAAUGAUCUAAUAUAAAUGUGUCUGAUAUUUGGAAGUGUUUAUAUUGACAGGAAGCACGCCUUGGAAAAGUUAAAGUAAAAACUAUGUGUUUUCUCAUUGUCUCUCUGUUGACUUGGUUAACCUUUGUUAUAGCCAUCGUUAUAAUGUAAUAAUAUUAUUAUACAAUAAGAAAUGCAAAACAAUUAUUUAAAGAUGAGUAAUUCUGACAUAUUUUGUUAUUGGUUCAUUGUAGUCAUAUUUGUUUAAACACUAAUGUGCUCAUGACUAGACAUAACAAGUUUAAAUAAUCUAAUUCUAAAAACAAAUCUUUAUCACAGGUGACACAAACGCAGCAGAGCAGGUAUCAUGUCUUCGGUGCUUUCAAACUCUUCUGUUAAUUCAACCUUUGUUCGUCCUUCGACUUUUUUCAUUAAUGGCUUUUCUAAUAUCCCACAUGGAAAGUACUAUUAUGUGUUUUUGUCUUUGGUUUAUGCUGUGACUGUUUUUGGGAAUUCUUUUAUCAUGUGUAUCAUCUGUUUAGCUCGCAGACUUCACACAGCCAAAUACAUUGCCGUCUUUCAUUUGGCUUUUUCUGAUCUGUGUGGAAGCUCAGCUUUGAUUCCAAAGCUCAUAGAUAUGUUUUUGUUUGAUUAUCAAUACAUUUCAUAUGAAGCCUGCUUGGCAAAUAUGUUUUUUGUAUUUCAUUUUAUGAACCUGCAGUCUUUAACGCUACUUGUCUUGGCUUUUGACAGACUAAUCGCUAUUUGUUUACCUCUAAAGUACCAUACCAUCAUAACCAAAUCAGCCAUGUUUCUGAUCAUAGCAGCUAUGUGGAUUUUUUCUGUGACUAUUUUUGCUGUACUUGUAGGUUUGCUUACUAGACUUUCAUUUUGUGGAUCCACUGUGGUCAAUAGUUAUUUUUGUGAUCACGGUCCUAUCUAUAGACUAGCUUGUAAUGAUAAUUCCUUAAAUAAUAUUAUGGCAAAUAUUUGCUUUGGUCUCUUGUUGUGCCUGCCACUGAUAUUUAUAAUCAUCUCAUAUGUUUGCAUCGCUGUGGCUUUGCUUAAGAUCACUCAUGGUGGUGACCGGACCAAAGCCAUGAAAACCUGCACUUCCCAUCUCAUGCUGGUGGCAAUUUUUUAUCUCCCCGGUCUAAGUAUUAAUAUUUCAGCUCUAACAACAUCUCUAAAUACAAAUACCCGGAUUAUUAACAAUUCGCUCUCACAGACAAUGUCACCGAUGUUAAAUCCUAUCAUAUACACUCUAAAGACAGACGAGGUCAUGCAAUCCAUUAAAUAUCUGUACAAACGAAACAAAGUGAAUGUUACAAUGGAACAAAACUUUUAACAAAAUUUGAGAUUUUUUUAACCCUUUUUAUUUGUGUGUAAGAAAUUUUAUUUUAUCCUUUACAAUGUCAGAUUUGUAUUAUGACACUGUCCAUGUUGAUAUAAAUGUAUUAAUAUAAAUUACUGUUAGCAUUCAACAAAUGUUCAACACUAACACAGUUGGCUUACUUUCUGUAUACUGUACUGUAUGUAAUAUAACACAUUUAUUAAAUGAUUAGAAUUAAACAUGAAGUGCUCCAAAAAA
This is a messenger RNA of Misgurnus anguillicaudatus (oriental weatherfish), 1577 nucleotides long. Its product is annotated as olfactory receptor 1E16. Lineage: Eukaryota; Metazoa; Chordata; Actinopteri; Cypriniformes; Cobitidae. Gene Ontology annotation, molecular function: odorant binding; G protein-coupled receptor activity; olfactory receptor activity. The record is from RefSeq and is a predicted model, not a curated record. Gene Ontology annotation, biological process: detection of chemical stimulus involved in sensory perception of smell; G protein-coupled receptor signaling pathway. Gene Ontology annotation, cellular component: membrane.